AUGUUUUCUUCUCAACGGGUUGUUGCAAAAAACAGUGAUGCAUAUAAAGCUUGGCUUGCUGGAAUGAGUCGAAAACAAUUGAAAAGACAAGAUUUAGAUGUCGAUUUAGAUUUGAUUAUUGCAUCAGUCAGUCAAUUGGGUGUCAAUUUUCAAGCAAUUAGUUUAUGUACACUUGGUAUUGUUAGAAUUCAUCAUGGAAAAGUUAGUAUUCUUCUGUCGGAUUGUCAAAGAGCUUCAGAAAUGGCUAAAGGAAUUAAUAUGACUGUGGUUAAAAAGAAGAAAUCUGUUUUACCAAAUAUUGAAAACUUAGUAAGUCAUAAAAUCAAAAUUUGAUUUGUAAAUAUAACUAUUUCAGAAAAAUCUAGUCGCGGAAUUAGAUGAAGAAACCUGCUAUGUUCCAUCACAGGUAUAUUCUAAUAUUAUUAUUGAACUAUAAUAUUCUAGUAUUCAUUCAGAGUCAAUUAAUUUCUAAAGCAAAUCCUACAAAUAUUACUAUUAAAGAUAAUCUUCCAAUGAUUCCAUUCACGGUUUCGGUAAGUUUAUAAAAUAAAAUAAAAAAAAUAGAAAGAUAGAACCACUUUGAAGAAUUUCGAAGAUUUUGGAAAUGAAGGAUUAUUGGAUUUUGAUGUUAGUCUCAGUCAAGGAAUUUUCCAAGAAACGCCUGUGAAAGAAAUGAAUGAUGUUAGAGAAAUGGAAGAAGAACACGGUGGAGAUGAUUUUGAUCUUCCAAACAAUGAUGACUACGAAGCUCCGAUAAAGUGAGUUUCUUAUUUUCCAAUUAUAAUUUCAAAAAUAUCCAAGUUUCAUUUUUAGUAUCGAAGAAGAGACACCAGAUUUGAAAAUGGAAACAUUUGUCGAUCAACAUCAACCAGUCGAAAAUUUCGAAAUUCUCGCUUCUGACGAUAACGAUGCUCAAAUCAGUGUUGUAAAUAAUAAAGUUGAUGAACCUCAAGAAGAAAUGGAUUCGAGACUUGAUCUCAGUUCUUUGAGGUCUUAUGGAUCUGAAACGAAGAAAAGACGGAGAAAGAGAAAAUCUUUGUUUUUCGAUGAGGUAACAACUAUUCCACAAAUCGAAAUGCGGCACAAUAUGGAUGAUUAUAGGUAAUUCAUAAUUUACAUUUUCUGAAUUCACAUAUAUUCUACUGUUUUUUUUCAGUGAUUUGGUCAACUCAACUGGAAUAAUUGCUCCACCAACUCAAAAUUUGAUGAAAAUUCAACAAAAUGAUUGGUCAUAUUUGUUAAUGAAUUGUCAUGUUGAAGGAUUAAAAUCGAAAAAAUCACCCGUUGCUAAAUUUAUAAAUUCGUUAUGUGAACAAGCUAUGAAUUCGAAAACAAAGAAAUUCUAUCAAGUUCCGGAUAAUGUUAGCGAUGUAUUAGAUGUUGUAGAAAAUCAAAGAUUUGUGAGUUAAUUUUUAAGUAUAGGAAGAACAGUUCAGAAUGUUUUGAUUUCUUAAAAAGUUUAAUAUAAAAAUAAGAAUUCAGGUUGAUAACAACGAAGAAAUGAAUCAUCUUCCUGCUGGAAAUGUUGAUGAAAUUGGAAAUGUACAAAAAUGGUUGGAAGAAGUUGGAGAAGAACCAGAAAGAAUGGAUAUUGAUUUCGAAGUUGGAAGUAUUGAAAUACCACGAGAAGAACCAAUCAUAAAUCAAGUAAUUGACCAUGAUAUUGUUCCAUUUGAAGAAUUACUUCCACAAAAUGAGGAAUUUGAAAGGCCAGCAAAAAGGAGAAAAUUGAAUGAGGAAUCUGAAAAUGAUUCUGGAGAAGAAGAGGUUUGGCAUUUUGCAUUCGAAGGUAAUUUAUAGCUUUUGAUUUACAGAACAAAAAUGCGUCUCAUAUCAAAUUCCUGAAAAACCUCGAAACUUUGACUGUUUCAUCUCUAGAGGUAAGACUUUCCUCAAAAAUUAUUUUAUAAAAAAAUAUUUUAUUGCAGAAAGUCACUUUCAAUGAUAUUUUGCAAAAAAUCUCGAAAAGUAGACUCACUCGAAAAGUUGUUGCCAGAGAAUUCAUGACUAUGCUCGAACUCAAAAAACUUCGAAAAAUCGAAGUAUUUCAAGAGAAACCAAAUGAUCCGAUUGUUUUAAAAAUUACUACGGAAUGCUAA
Caenorhabditis angaria is the source of this 2099-nucleotide messenger RNA. NCBI's taxonomy places the organism in Eukaryota, Metazoa, Nematoda, Chromadorea, Rhabditida, Rhabditidae. The record is from the annotation of a GenBank genome assembly.